UCCCGAAUAAUCGCAUUCAGUUAUCAAAUUUAAUUGCACUUUCAAAGUAAACAGUUACUAACCAUAUUUACCACAUAAGUAGGUAGUGAAUAUAUUUAUAUUUUAGAUUAAGAAUAAUUUGCACUGGCAUCUACUAUACAAAAUGACCACAGAAAUUGGAAUUUAUCAUUGGAAACUUGGCGAUGUUGCUCUAGCAAGAAUGUGCAGAAAAGUUUACACCAGAGUGAAAGUUAUCAAAGAUCAUAAAGGAUUAUUUUAUGACGAUAAAGCGUUAGGAAUCUUCGGAAAUGAAGAUGGUAAUAUUACCGUGAAUUGGGAACUCUGUUACUAUGUGGAGACUUGUACAACUAAGCAAAGACUAUGGUUACCAUACACAUGUAUGUUUCUCGCUGAGCGUUCAAGACCUUUCUAUGGACCUGCUGAUAAAACACCAAAGAAGAUAUCUCCUGAGAAGCCCCCUAGAAAGAGAAAGCCAAAGGAAGACCAUACAUUGCCCCUCGGAGUCAGACCUCACAAACUAAAAGAACCGGAUUUGAACACAACAUAUGACAUCACACAUGUACCACUAAAGCAAGGAAAAUGCGAGAACGCUUUUAAGGAAUUUGUGCGGAGAGGAAAAGAAAUGAUUUUUGAUGAAUAUUUUUACAUUUUGCAAAGUAACAAUCGUACUGAUAGAGACACGUUAGAUUAUUUGUUGAACAUUGAUGCUAGUACAGAGGAUAAAUUUGAGACGGUACUGAAAAAUGUAGCUACGGAGAAAGAGAUCGAGAACUACUUACAUCAGUGCUGGAGGUACAAUUACGUACGUAAAUCAGAAAGUAAAGAAGUUAUUGAAAGUACUCAUACAUCUCCAACAAAACCUCAAAUAACGAUUCAUAUAUCAUGGUGCCUGGUUUGCGGGAAGAAGGAGAAGCUACGUGAGUGUCCUAACUGCCCUUCGUCCUUCCACAUGCCGUGCAGGAGGGAGUGGCUGGUUAAUAUACUACAUCGGAAGAACCCACCACAAAAGCCCUCAAAGCAAACGACAUUGGUUGAAAAGAUUUUGUCGAGUACUCGCACAAUAUGUACUGUUAAGAAAGAGAAGGAAAAUACCGAACUGUGCCCUAGUUGCAUGUGGGGGCCACGGGUUGGUUAUGAUGAUGUAGUGUGGCACAAACUGGGGUCAUGUCCGUGGUGGCCAGCCCGCGUCUUGACUCCAGGCUCGACACCCUCCUGUCUCCUCUCUCGCAGUCACACCCCACACCAGUGGCCUCUCAGAUACUACGCAGAUGCGGCUAUAGAGGUCUGCUCGUGAAAAACAUUGCCAAUGUCAAGACAGCGCCAUUGGCAUGUUUGAAAACGAUUAAUAACACGUCAAUCCACUUUCACAGCAACUUGACAAUGGACAGUAGAGGUAAGGGAGAAUCAUUGACUACGACUUGGUGGUGGGAAUGUUAGUAGUUAAAUUUGAAUUGCUCGCUGUUUCUUCUUUAUUGCUAAGCUAAUAAGGUUCAAAGUUAAAUUGGGGUAAACAAAGAGAAUAUGUACCGAGCUUGUGUGCUUGCUUGGUACAUCAGCAUAAGGAGAGAGAUGUUGCUAUUUGGGACUAGCAUUGGAUAUGUCGUUGGCCUGAUUCAGACUGCGAUAUUCCCUGAAUUCCAUGACAGAUACGGCCGUCUUUGGUUGGCGCUUUUUUUUAUUGCUUAGAUGGGAGGACGAGCUCACAGCCCACCUGGUCUUAAGUGGUCACUGAAGCCCAUAGACAUCUACAACGUAAAUGCGCCCUUGAGAUAUGUUCUAAUAUCUCGGUAUAGUUACGACUACCCCAUCCUUCAAGCCGAAACGCAUUGCUGCUUCAGGGUAGAAAUAUCAGUAGUAAUAGCGGUAGGUGGUAGUGCCUACCCGUGCGGAAGAGGUCCUACCACCAGUAUAAAAGCGUCUCCGUCUCACCCUGCCUAUUUCUGGCGCGAAACAGUAACACGCUCCGAUUUUGAGGGUGGGGCAGUCGUUGUACUGUAAAAUUGAGACCUAGAACUCAUCUCUCAAGGUGGGUGGCGGCAUUUACGUUGUGCAUGUUUAUGGGCUCACAAAAAUGAACACAUAAAGUUCAUUACGGAUCUUCCCGGUGCACUCUUGGCAUUUUUAGGCAUUCCAAGAACCGGUUACCGUGCAUCUUACUUGACUUACAGACACAAGUCACUGAGUGGGUCACGAUUCUAAUCCGAUGGUACAUUCAGCGAAGAGCUCUAUCUAGGGUUAGUGUUAGCAGCAAGUGUGAGGCUGGAAAAAAAAUGGUGCGCAUGAAACUUGGCGCACGUGAAAGAAGUCAAACUUCUUUUGCGGUGUGUAGUGUUGUGGUUUUCUUUAUUUCUUCUCCAUAAACCAAAUUUCUCUUGUAAUAGCAAAUGCUUGUACCUAUAAGAGAAGCGAACUAGCUCGCUUUGUCGUUUCCUUCUCUCCUCGGUCGAGUGGUUCGCGAGACGCUCUGUCUAUUUUCUCACUCUCGCUCGUCCCUAAAUUGUAUCUUUUCUCUCUAACCGUAACGAAUCUGUCGGGUGUUAUAGGGGAAUGCCCACUCUCCAUAAUGUGCUAGGCCCAAGAUGGACAUCAAAUAUUUCUAUAAAAAUGGACUGAUUCAAAUUCUUAAAUGUAUUGGAUAUCUAAAAAAUAUAUUGAAAUUGACGCCACUAUUAUUAAAAAUAUAAUAAAAAUAAAAACUCGUUUUGAGGUUAAUUUUCUAUAUAAAUAAGUGUCGGAUUGUGAGAUACUUCAAGAACUUUUCUUUUCUUAAUGUUUAAGAUGUUCCUAAUGUAUUUUUAUCCAAUAGGGUAUAAAAAACACACUCAUAUGUACUUCUUUAAAUAUCUAUAUUUUCUUCAUCUUCAUACACAAUUAGUAAAUAAUCUAAAAAUAGCAAAGGAGAGCAUAUACACGGUUUUAAAUCUCGGUCAGGGUAAAACGACAAUUCACACAAUGUUUUUUAGUCGUAGUAUGAAACAUUAUUGAUAAAAGUAAAAUAAAUCGAAGAAAAAUCAAAACACAUCCAUUUUGAACGCAAGCACAACACCACAAGCAGCAAGCGAAGUGUCAGUCAGUCAGAUUUAAUUCAGUGUUGUCAGUAUAAAGAAAAAUAAUUACAUGAAAUUCAUAUAUCGAUUUUUUUUAAAAUAACCGAUAAUUUAUUUAUAUCUUUAAUCUUUUUUUUACGAGUACACAUUAUUUUUUAUGUUUUUGUUUUAGUUGUCCAUAUUUAAAUAACAAUACUAGUAAAGUUUUUAUUUAUUGCUUAGAUGGGUGGACGAGCUCACAGCCACCCUGGUGUUGUUAAGUAGUUACUCGAGCCCACAGACAUCUACAAUGUAAAUGCGCCACCCACCUUGAGAUAUAAGUUCUAAGGUCUCAAGUAUAGUUACAAGUUAAAGUCCAAUGGGUAUGUCUUCGAUGUUAUUUUAUGCGCAUAAAAUCGAUUGAUUAAUGAUAAUACUUAAAAUGAUUUAUUUAUGUGUUUUAUUUAUAUACUUAAAAUAUUUACUUCAUACGUAAAAGGUUUUGAAGCUGGCAAUAUUUUUCCCGCAAAAAUCAAAAUCCUUGUUUUUUCAAUAGGGUUACUUUUUUUAAACUACUUAUUGUAAACUGUAGUGGCGCUCAUUUGGAAGAAAAUAAACGCGUAUUUAUUUAUGACAAAAUUAAUGCACUAAGUAUUUUUUCUCUAAUCUAUUGUCCGCUUUGGGCCUGAAAUGGGCAUUCCCCUUUUACUCUCAACGCGCCUAAAGAGCUCCACAUCAAAAAACCUAGAGUUCUAAUUUAAAUGGUAUUUUGUUAAGUCAUGAUAAUUUACAAGUGUGGGCACAGAGGAGACUACUAGAAAAAGAAAACUGCUUUGAUUUUAAUGUGUGUGCUAUUAAAAUGCAAAUGAAGCUUUGGCGACACGUCCCAAGGCUCACAUUUGAGUGUCCACGGGAUAUCUCCUUAUCAAUGGGUGGAUUGUUAGUUGCAAAUUCCCUCGAAUACCGACUAUAAUGGGUUAUGCACUCUAGGCACUGAGAACUACUCGUGGGGGGACGCGUCGCGCAUGUGCCUCUUCCUGCCGGGUCACACUGCGGCAUUGGACUCGCAACAGCAAGAUUUGCGUCAAGCAGUCCUCGACGCGUGCGAUGAUUACAUUUCUGUGUACCUCACUUAAAAUAUGAUCAGCUUGGGGCCUUUACACGCAGCCUCUCGUCCUAACAGUAUGCGAUUCAAUAUUGAACAUCUCCGUGUAGACCAGGGGUCGGCAACCUUUUGAGUCGGAUAAGCCAAAAAUUUAAAUUUUCAAUAUAUCAAAGUUUUUAAAGAGUCACAAAAUGUUUUCUUGGCAACAUUAAAUAGUGCUUGCAUAAAUAAUUUUUUUUAUAAAAAAAACUAAUCUAAUUGUUAAUAUGAAAAAUAUUUAUUUUUAUAUAAGUAGUGUUUUUUACAAAAAAUCAAUACAUUUAAUAAAAUUAGAUAAUACAUAUGGUAUUAUUAGAUAAUCACCUAUUAUUAAAGUAAAAAAUGAAAACAAACAUUUACUUUUUACAACAAUGGGCUGAGAGAUAGAAAGGGUGGCCAAUCCUAGUGAGUCGAUUUAAAAAAAUUUUUUUUUUUUUUGUAAGAUAAAUAAUAUUUGCGUAUGGAACUAAAGAGUCGUAUUAUCGCAGGUUGCCGACCCCUGGUGUAGACGGAACUUAAUAAUUGAACACAAAACGGUUCAAUCGUGCGAAACUCACAUAGGGAUGUCACGUGACACGUGAGACCGUAUUUCACAAAUCUUGAACUCCAGCCAGUAAGCCAGAAUGGUUUUGCAGUCUCAGAUUUGUUAUUUCUCGUCUUUAUGUUCAAGAUCAUUAUGUUGAGAUGAUCUUACGGCGAUUGUUGCUUGCGAAAGUAACAUUUGAUUUCUCAUCACGAAAGAAGAAACGAAUUAACUAGAAAGUCAAGAGGAUUUUAUGGGAAAAUUUGGAAUGUCAUACGAUUUUCUUUUUGUUUUUGUUUUUUUUUUUUUUAAUAUUUGAUCUCUUAUUGUUUCUGCAUGUCUGAAUUACAUUGGAACUACGAAUAUCACAGAAAACUAAAUUUUAUUCUAACCAAUACAUUUGCAGAAUGCAAAAAAAUUUUGUUUUUUUUUUUAAAUAUUGGAACGAAUUCUUUUAAUUUACAAAUUUACAAUAUAUUUAUUUAUUAAAUCCAAAUUAUACUCGCAUUUAUGACUGCUGUAAAACAAUUAGGAUAACGCUAUAAACAAAGAAUAAAAGAACUACUUAUCAUUUUUUUAUCAAUACGUGACUUCAAUCACAAUAGCCGGUCGACUACCCAUGAUAAUUUUAAGAUCAAAGUAUUUUUAUCACCAAGAUUAUUUUGUUGUUUUUAUCGAGUAAGUAAGUACUUAUUGAAGAGGUGCUUAUUUUGGGUAGGUACAUACCAAGCACGUGACUUAUUCAUCAAACCACAGCUCAUAUAAUACGUACAUUUAAUAAAGAUCCUUACAAAAAUUAUCUUUGGAAGUACCUAAAUAAAGACGAGAAAUAUUAUUGUAGUUCUAAAUCUAAAUUGUGAUUAGAUCGAGGCGUGAAAAACCAUUUGGUUCAAGCGACAUUUCGCGAAUUACGCGACAUUUAUCAUUGUAACGAAAGGUUUUAUUUGGUAAUAGCAUCAACAGUUCGAUGUUUCUAAUUGAACUUCAAUUAAGUUUACUCCAUUCAAAUAGAUGAAGAUUUUUAUUUUUUUAUUAUAUUUUUUUCAAAUUUUAAACUUUAGGAAAUGACUCUGCUGUAAAUAUGAAAAAAUGUCGCCAAUAAAAAACCAAAUAACCCGUCACCCCUCGAUAUAAUUAAUAUUCAGUUGUAUGCUAAUUAAAUACGUACAUACACACGAUCCGCUGCCAAAUGCUGUAUGGGUUUAAGUUCUGUAGUCAUUAGAACUUACCUACUCAUAACAUACCUACUUGUAUUUAUUAAAGAAUCCAAGGUACCUAAUUAAAAUAAUAAACUAAAUGGCGUUGAGCAUUUUGUUAACUAUAAAAGUUAGUUAUUUUGUUGUUCAUUUGCGUUUAAAUCUUAAAAAAUCAUUUGAAUAUCGAAUAAACCUUUUAAUAAUCGAUUAAAAGUGUUUUUUUUUAAAUACGCUAUUAAAUAUAUGGCAAUAAGCCUUUUAUCAAAAGGAUUAUAUCAAUAUUUUGAUUUAAAUUGACUUAGUGCUAACUUUUCAUUUAGAUAAAAGUUAUCCACAAGAUAAUUACAAUGUGACUUAAUAUGAAAAUGCAACAAUUAAAUUGGUUUACUCAAACAUCUGUAUUAGAUAUCUUAAGAACAAGAAACUUUUAUUUUAAAUUAAAUUAAUCAGUUUUUAAUAAAAUGUUUACAAAAAUGUA
This is a messenger RNA of Bombyx mori (domestic silkworm), 6367 nucleotides long. RefSeq lists its product as uncharacterized. The transcript has 7 exons. NCBI's taxonomy places the organism in Eukaryota, Metazoa, Arthropoda, Insecta, Lepidoptera, Bombycidae. The record is from RefSeq and is a predicted model, not a curated record. The coding region runs from base 143 to 1294 and encodes 383 amino acids.